GGUUCGGAGUUUUUGUUAUAAUUACAUCAUUAUUUGGUAUCAUAGGAAUGCAUUAAAAAAAAUAUUUAAUUUUAGUUUUUUUUUCUAUAAGUGUAUUUAUAAUAUCAAUUCUAUUUAUAGUGUUAGGUUUUAUAAUAACUAGAUUUGAAAAUAAUGAAUAUUAAUAAAUAAAAAAUGAUAAGGAAUGUUUUGGAGUAACAUUCUAAUGGAUUUUAUAUGCAAACCUAGUUUGUAAUUCUGCAUAAUAGAUUUUUUGCGGGUACACAUGUCCAUGUUAUGUUAAAGAUAAACAAUCAUUUCCUAGUGGAACAUUUUAAAUAUAUUAAGCUGUUGUAAAUGAUCCUAAUAUUGGAGUUAAUAGUGUUUAAAAUUGCAAAGGAUUUAAUAUAAUACCUGAAGAUCAAAUGAAGUAUAUACCUCUAGCGAAAUUUAUUGAAGAAUAAUUCGAAUGUAGUGGUUUUUGUAAUGUUAGUAAGUAUUAUUUGUUUUCGGAUAUUAAUAGGGGACCUCCAAAAUAUUAAUUAGGAUGUAAAGAUAGAUUAUAGAUA
Molecule: messenger RNA, 548 nt
Organism: Ichthyophthirius multifiliis
Lineage: Eukaryota; Ciliophora; Oligohymenophorea; Hymenostomatida
Exons: 2
Source: RefSeq, a predicted model, not a curated record